GUUGAGCAUAAGCAUCAAGGCUUUCAAGCAUCAAGCGUCAAGUGAUCUCUACAUCCGAAACCACUCAAUUUCACUAUGCCGAAAUCAGGAGCGCAAGCCAUGGGAGCUUGGAGCCACCCUCCAAAAGCAGCUGGGGAGGAUAUUCAGCAAACGUGCGACCAGGUGCGAAAGGCCGUCGAGGACAAAAUCAAUGGCGGUCAACCGUUUGGCCAGUUCAACGCAACUCUCUUCAUCGAGCAGGUGGUUGAAGGGUGGAACUACCGCAUCAAGGUUCAGAUCAACACCGUGACGUUGAUCCGUAUCCAGGUGUACCAAUCUCCAUUCAAGGUGCAUGAUGGCCCAACUCCACCUGUACUGAACGCGGUUGCCGCUGAUGGUCCUCUCAAUGACAAACCCUUCUAAGCGCACGAUUAUCAUUCCAUAUUUUUCUCACUUCAUUUUGCUCUCACUUACAUCAUAUUUUGCUUAUUCAUUCUACUCUUGCUCCGCUAUAUCCACCUAUCAUUGCGCUGCCUAGAACUAUCUACGACUGCCAAUGAGCAAUGAGCAAUUUGAUCCCUCUUUCAAGUAACUUGUCUUUUCGUGUCAGCUCCCCCACUGCAUUAUCGCACUACACAAUUGCGUACUGAUUAUACAUCUUCCUAUCACACUGCACUGUUCUGUAUACGGACGACUAGAACAUCUUUGAAGCAACUGGAAACUAGUGUAGUUUCAGUGUUUCUA
Messenger RNA from Sycon ciliatum, 723 nucleotides. Its product is annotated as cystatin-B-like. The transcript is spliced from 3 exons. Gene Ontology annotation, molecular function: cysteine-type endopeptidase inhibitor activity. NCBI's taxonomy places the organism in Eukaryota, Metazoa, Porifera, Calcarea, Leucosolenida, Sycettidae. The record is from RefSeq and is a predicted model, not a curated record. Gene Ontology annotation, cellular component: cytosol. The coding region runs from base 76 to 402 and encodes 108 amino acids.